AAAGUGAGGUUGUGAACGUCUGACUCUUUUGUGGCUGUGCGCUCCAGAAAAGAGCCCCAAAAUGAGGGAAGGGAUCGUGAGUGAAAGAUCCUUCAGCGUGUGGAAGCUGCUGGGAUGGAUGUGUCUUCCGAUUCCGUACUUCAUUUACCAGAUAGUGCUGCGAAUGCGGGAGCAGAAGGCUCGCGAGACACUCCAGGGAAAGGUGGUUCUUAUCACGGGCGCCAGUUCCGGGCUGGGGGAAAGUCUCGCGCAUGUGUUCUACAUGGCAGGCUGCAAGGUGGUGCUCUCGGCCAGGCGCAAGGACGAACUGGAGCGUGUCCGGAAGGAUCUGCUGGAGUGCUACUCUCGAACGCCGACUCAUCCUCCGGUCGUAGUGCCUCUGGACCUCACUGACGUGAACGGUUUGCCCGAGAAAGUGACGGGCAUCCUCAACAUCUUCGGCAAGAUUGACAUCCUGGUGAACAAUGGCGGCAUUAGCGUACGCUCCACGGCGCUCGCGACGACCAUCGAUGUGGACAUUAAAGUGAUGCUGGUGAAUUACUUCGGUUCCGUGGCGCUGACAAAGGCCAUCCUGCCGCACAUGAUCAAACGCCAGGAGGGACGCAUCGUGUUCGUGUCCAGCGUCCAGGGGAAAUUCGCCAUCCCUCAGCGCUCCGCUUACGCGGCCAGCAAGCACGCCCUGCAGGCCUUUGGCGACUCCCUUCGUGCCGAAGUGGACGAUCAAGGUGUGCGCGUGACGAUGAUCAGUCCAGGAUACAUCAACACAGCGCUCAGCGUGAACGCCUUGACAGGCAGCGGAGCGUCGUACGGGAAGAUGGAUGCCACGACGGCGGCUGGAGCGAAUCCAGACGAUAUGGCGGGCGAAAUCCUGAAGUGCAUCCUCAGAGAUGACAAAGAUGUGAUUCUGGCACCGGUCACACCCAGGAUUGCUCAUCUCCUGCGCUACUUCUGUCCGCCACUGUACUUCUGGAUCAUGGCACGCAGGGCAUUGAAGCUGGCAGCUGAGAAUUAA
Phlebotomus argentipes is the source of this 1012-nucleotide messenger RNA. RefSeq names its product dehydrogenase/reductase SDR family protein 7-like. Gene Ontology annotation, cellular component: membrane. Gene Ontology annotation, molecular function: oxidoreductase activity. Lineage: Eukaryota; Metazoa; Arthropoda; Insecta; Diptera; Psychodidae. The record is from RefSeq and is a predicted model, not a curated record. The transcript is spliced from 3 exons. The coding region runs from base 62 to 1012 and encodes 316 amino acids.